UCUGUUGUUUUGGCUGAUGGUAGACCAAGACCACGAGUUUCCAAAUAUCAGAAUAAAUACCGUGUCUUGCCAUGUUGCUCACUUGCCCCGCUACACUUUAACACAAGCCAGAGAGACCUGAGGGUUGACUUUCAGACCUGAGGGUUGACUUUCAGAGAGACCUGUAAAUCAUGAUGUCUUUUGCAUCCAACGUUAACUUUCAGAACCAAACGAUGACGACAGCAAAGAAGAAGCCGAUAGUUCGCAGGCCUAAUCCUAUGUUAAUGGUGGUAGUGGUGGUGCUUCUUUCUCUAUAUAUGCUUCCGAUCGGCGUUUUCGCGGCCAAACUGCAAGAGCAGCAACAAAAGAAGCUGCGGUUCGGGUCGAGUGGGGAGUUUAAGAUACUUCAAGUGGCGGAUAUGCACUAUGCCAAUGGCAAGUCAACUCCUUGUAAGAAUGUCCUUCGCAAACAGUUUGCAGGUUGCUCCGACCUCAAUACCUCUGCUUUUAUUCACCGCAUGAUCCUUGCCGAGAAGCCCAAUCUCAUCGUUUUCACCGGUGAUAACAUCUUUGCACGCGAUGCCACUGAUGCUGCUAAAUCUUUGAAUGCCGCAUUUGCCCCUGCAAUCUCCUCCAACAUCCCAUGGGCUGCUGUUUUGGGGAACCACGACCAGGAAUCAUCGACACUCUCCAGAGGAGGAGUAAUGAAGCAUAUAGUUGGGUUGAAGAACACCCUUUCUCAAGUUAAUCCUUCUGAUGCAAAAAUUAUUGAUGGUUUUGGAAACUAUAAUCUCGAGGUCGGUGGAGUUAAGGGCUCUAGUUACGAGAAUAAAUCGGUACUCAAUCUCUAUUUUCUUGAUAGUGGAGAUUACUCUACUGUUCCUUCCAUUCCUGGCUAUGGUUGGAUCAAACCCUCUCAGCAAUUUUGGUUCCAACUUACUUCUGCCAAGCUUCAGAGAGAAUACAAGAACAAGCCGCAUCCUCAGAAAAAAUCUGCACCGGGGCUUGCAUAUUUUCACAUCCCAUUGCCUGAAUUUGCUAGUUUUGACUCAUCAAACUUCACAGGUGUUAGGCAGGAAGGCAUAGGUUCUGCUUCUGUGAACUCUGGCUUCUUCACAACCAUGGUUGAAGCCGGGGAUGUAAAGGCAGUUUUCACCGGCCAUGAUCAUCUUAAUGACUUCUGUGGUGAGCUAACUGGUAUAAAACUCUGUUAUGCUGGCGGAUUUGGAUACCAUGCUUAUGGAAAGGCUGGAUGGUCAAGGAGAGCAAGGGUUGUGGUAGCAUCCUUGGAGAAAACGGAAAAGGGUGGUUGGGGGACAAUUAAGUCAAUCAAAUCAUGGAAACGCCUUGAUGAUCAUCACCUCACUGCUAUCGAUGGUCAGGUCCUGUGGAGCAAGAGCUCUUCUGGUAACAGAAGAAAGAAACAAACAACUGGUGCCUGAGUAAUGAGAUAUAGAUAUGCAUCAAGUUGGUGCUAUGAGGUAGAUUUUAAGUUCGAUGCGGAUGUUAUCAUGUAUUUUCGUUCAAUAAAACUUGUCCGAUAAGUCUAUGAGAUAUAAAUAUCUCAAAUCUUGAUGAAUAGUAUACAGCGCAGCUUAGCAGAGAAUUGAGUGGAAAAUUAUAUUAUGGAGAAUUCUAGAGAAUAUAAUUAAAGAAUCAAAUGUAAUGUUUACUGUUUUGCCAAUGAGCAUAUUGAUAUAAGAAUGUUAGUCUUCAUUUUUUCCC
Messenger RNA from Ziziphus jujuba (common jujube), 1704 nucleotides. RefSeq names its product probable inactive purple acid phosphatase 29. The record is from RefSeq and is a predicted model, not a curated record. NCBI's taxonomy places the organism in Eukaryota, Viridiplantae, Streptophyta, Magnoliopsida, Rosales, Rhamnaceae. Gene Ontology annotation, cellular component: cytoplasm. The transcript is spliced from 4 exons. Gene Ontology annotation, molecular function: hydrolase activity, acting on ester bonds. The coding region runs from base 171 to 1421 and encodes 416 amino acids.